Molecule: messenger RNA, 3407 nt
Organism: Girardinichthys multiradiatus
Lineage: Eukaryota; Metazoa; Chordata; Actinopteri; Cyprinodontiformes; Goodeidae
Product: GATOR complex protein NPRL3-like
Exons: 14
Coding region: 1140-2741 (533 amino acids)
Biological process (GO): positive regulation of autophagy; cellular response to amino acid starvation; TORC1 signaling
Cellular component (GO): GATOR1 complex
Source: RefSeq, a predicted model, not a curated record
AGCUCUGGGAGCCGGGGGAACAAACUUUUGUUUCGGUAUCCCUUUCAAAUAGCUACUGAAUGUCCGUCUUCUCUCUCAGCAAAACCACGUAAUCCGUAUGCACUGAACACAACUGGGGAUGUUCUUGAAGAUCAGGAUGGUGACUCGAGGUAAAAUAUUAUCUCCAUAUAAAGUUACAUAAUUGGUUUAGUAACCUGUGAAAACUCUUCUAAUCUUAAAUAAAGCUGAACUGUUUUAGCUGUGAUACUUUUUACAACCUGAAAAGGGGAAAAUAGAGAACAAAACAGUAACAGUAUAGUCUAUGCAUGUUUUUUUUAAAUAAAUGUAAUCUUGAAAAUGUAUUUUCAUCACUUCACACGUCUAAAUGUUGCAUUUUCAGCUGUCGUUUGAUUGUGCUUGCUUUGAACGCAUAGAAAAUUAAGAAGCCUCUAAAGCCCCACCACAGAUGCUUUAUUUCCUAUGCUUUUCACAGCGUUUGUUCCUCACUUUUGCUUAACACCUUACAUUACAUUAAGAAACUAAAGAUUUUUUUUUACUUGAAAAUGAAACGCAUGUACCUAUAGCAUGUGCCCAUGCCAGAAUUGGGCUACAUGUGAAUAAAUGUAUUCACAAAAAAAAAAGAUCUUGUAGCAAUAAGCCAUAGUUGAGAAAUAAAGCUGAUUACAACUUACACAUCAGCAGACCGUGAACCAUGAACCUUACAGUCUUGUCUGUUUUAUUCAUUUUUAUUGUGCUGUCACCUUACAGAUGGGGAUGCUGGUCAUUUUUAGUUGGUUUAUGUUGGUUUAAACACUGUAAUAAAUAUUAACAGCUAGGAAUAAACAUGGUUUUAUCAGCCUGUGGAGACGGAGUAUAACCGCAUGCAACAGGCAUAACUUUAUUCACUCAAAUUUAUGUUAUGGAUUUCACUUCUAAAAAGCUACUAAUGUUUGUGCUUGAGUAACUCUUUUAUUUUUCUUCAAUAGAUAGAGCUCUUAAAAGAUCUCAGUGAGUGAUGGGAAUAACAUGACGAUGGAAUAGGGUCAAAAAGAGUGAGGAUCAUAUGGGAUAAUUGCAAUUGAUGUUGCAAUAUUCUACAGAAAUUGCAAUAGCAUCAAAUUGAUAAUCGUUUGAUAUGUAAACUCACCAUACCUACUGGAAUGUCCAUUACUGACAAAGCUAUUUAUAGGGAGCAAUGUCCAGUAACUGACGAACAGUUGGUAGCAGGGUUUUCUGAUAGCACCCUGGCCACCAUCCUGGCUACCAAGUCUGACAUUUGCGGAAAGAAGUUUGAAUUGAAGAUUGACAAUGUUCGAUUUGUGGGUCACCCUACUCUUCUGCAGCAUUCUCCCAGCAUUCAUCCAGCAUUCAUCCAGGUUUCCAAAACCGAUCCUUCGCCCAAGAGAGACAUGCCUACGAUGAUCUUGUUUAAUGUGGUUUUUGCACUAAGGGCAAACGCCGACCCGUCUGUAAUCAGCUGCAUGCACAACCUGUCUCGGCGCAUCGCUAUAGCCCUUCAGCAUGAGGAGCGCCGUUGCCAGUAUCUGACCAGAGAAGCCAAGCUAAUGCUGGCCAUGCAAGACGAGAUCACCACUAUGACAUAUGGAAACCCUCAGUCCCCAUUUAAACAAAUUCUUCCAAAAUGUAAACUAGCCAGGGACUUGAAGGAGGUCUACGACAGACUUUGUACAACCGGUGUGGUACGGCUACAUAUUAACAACUGGCUGGAGGUCAGCUUCUGCUUACCUCAUAAGAUCCACAGGGUUGGUGUUAACUACAUCCCCCCAGAGGCAUUAGAGCGCAGUCUGAAGGCCAUAAGGCCUUAUCAUGCCCUGCUGCUGCUAGAAAGUGAGAAGGCACUGUUGGGCCAGCUUCCUCUGGACUGCUCGCCUGCGAUGGUGCGCCUGAUCAAGACCUGUUCAGCAGUGAAAAACCUGCAGCAGCUAGCCCAAGACACUGACCUGGCCUUACUUCAGAUCUUCCAAAUUGCUGCUCACUUGGUUUAUUGGGGCAAGGCGAUCAUCAUCUUUCCUCUGUGUGAGAAUAACGUCUAUAUGCUGUCUCCUCAUGCCAACAUCUCUCUUUACUCCCCUUUGGCUGAGCAUUUUGCUCAGCAGUUUUCUGGCUAUGAUCUGCCCUCCAUGUUGGCCAAAUUCUCGCUACCGGUCUCACUGGCAGAAUUCAGAAACCCUCUGGAAGCUCCUGCACAGGAGGUCCAGCUGAUCCAGAUGGUGGUGUGGAUGCUCCAGCGCCGCCUGCUCAUCCAACUACACACUUACGUUUGCCUUUUAAUACCACCUAGUGAAGAUGAGCCUGCACAAAGGGAGGAAGAACUUCCACUGGCUGCUCGAGUUGGAGGUCGCAGUCUCAGCACUCCAAGCGCUCUCAGUUUUGGUUCUCCAACCAGCAGUGAUGACAUGACCUUAACUAGUCCCAGUAUGGAGAACUCCAGUGCUGAGCUGCUGCCCGGCGGAGACUCUCCUUUGAAUAAAAGGAUGACAGAAACGCUCCUUACAAGCCUGUCAGAGCAUGAAAGGCAGAUUAUACUGAACAUCCCAGCAGCGCAAAAUCCAGAGGAUCUGCGAAUGUUUGCGAGGCUGCUGCACUAUUUUCGGGGACAUCACCACCUGGAAGAAAUCAUGUACAAUGAGAACAUGAGGCGAUCGCAACUCAAGACGCUGUUCGACAAGUUCCGGAGCGUCCUUAUUGUGACAAACCACGAAGAUCCCAUUAUUUCCAUCUUUCAGUCACCCAUGGAGUAGACUUUCAGACCAACUGGAAAUUGACAGUUUGAGAGCUGGUUACUCUGCAGCGUUCUCAGGCUCAAGGAGGGUUUACAGCAGAGUGACACGACGGCAUUAAUAUGUGAAGAGUUACAAAAUAUAGAGUAUUUUUUAUCUUGGAAACGUUUGUUUACAAUAUUAAAUUAUUUUAUGCCAGCCAGACAUGCCUUAUGGGUUAACUGUGAAUGGUGGAAGGGCUGUCGAACUGGGAGUCUGACACAAUCUCCCAAACCCAGAAUAUAAAUUAUCUGUGCUGGCUUCAUAUGUGUACACCAAGCACUGAACGUUCCAGGCCUCCAGCUACCUCUCUUUUAGGAAUCCCAAAGGUGUAGAUGGAAAGACUGCAGAGAAAAAAAUAUAGAGUCUAAACAUCAAAUAGCUUGUUUUUGCACAGGCUCAGCUUUGAUGGAAAGUGAGCUUUCCAAAUAUCUGUAAAAAUCACUGUGAGGAACAUUUCUCAUGUGUGAAUGCUUAUUGGAAAACAGAUGGAACUACCUGAGACAGACUACUGUAUGUAUGAUUUUUUUUUUUAUAACAAAACUGUCAGGUCUAAUCUUUUACCUUACAGUACAACUUUUCUUGAUUAAACUGCAUUUCAAAAUAAACUUACAAAAUGGGAAAUAAAGUUUUUAUCAUUUAAAAUUU